This is a messenger RNA of Anolis sagrei ordinatus, 5674 nucleotides long. RefSeq names its product melanocyte inducing transcription factor (gene MITF). Gene Ontology annotation, cellular component: nucleus. Gene Ontology annotation, biological process: melanocyte differentiation; regulation of transcription by RNA polymerase II. Lineage: Eukaryota; Metazoa; Chordata; Lepidosauria; Squamata; Anolidae. The record is from RefSeq and is a predicted model, not a curated record. Gene Ontology annotation, molecular function: DNA-binding transcription factor activity, RNA polymerase II-specific; RNA polymerase II cis-regulatory region sequence-specific DNA binding; protein dimerization activity.
GGCGCGUGUCCCCGCUCGAGGGGCGGCCGGGCGAGGGAGCGCGCCGAAGAGCUGCUGGCAGCCAGCGGGCAAAGUCGGAGGAGGAAGGAAGGUUGGGGUGGCGCAGGCUUUUGGCCCCCGUCUCCUCCCGUCCCUCCGCCCCCCCUUUGCAUAUUCUGCCCGGGGAGACGGAGCGGAGCGGGGGCGCCAUGCAGGCGGAGUCGGGGAUCGUGGCGGACUUCGAGGUGGGCGAGGACUUCCACGAGGAGCCCAAGACCUACUAUGAGCUCAAGAGCCAGCCCCUCCCGCGCAGCAGUUCUGAGCACCCUGGAGCUUCGAAGCCUCCACUAAGCUCCUCCAGUAUGACAUCACGGAUUUUGCUACGACAGCAGCUCAUGCGUGAGCAGAUGCAGGAGCAAGAGCGCCGAGAGCAGCAACAGAAACAGCAAGCCGCCCAGUUCAUGCAACAGAGAGUGGCAGUGAGUCAGACACCAGCCAUCAACGUCAGCCUCCCAGCAAGCCAUCCUCCUGCUACUCAGGUACCAAUGGAAGUCCUUAAGGUGCAAACUCACCUGGAAAACCCUACCAAGUAUCACAUCCAACAAGCUCAACGGCAACAAGUCAAACAAUACCUCUCCACAACGUUAGGUAACAAGCACACCAACCAGGCGCUAAGUUUACCAUGCCCAAACCAGCCAGGUGAACAUGUUAUGCCUCCAGGCACAGGAAGCAGCGCACCCAACAGCCCCAUGGCCAUGCUUACGCUCAACUCCAACUGUGAAAAAGAGGGCUUUUAUAAAUUUGAAGAGCAAAACAACCGUGCAGAAAGUGAAUGUCAAACUCUGAAUACGCAUUCUAGAGCAUCAUGCAUGCAGAUGGAUGAUGUAAUUGAUGACAUAAUAAGUUUGGAAUCAAGUUACAAUGAAGAAAUCUUUGGUUUAAUGGAUCCUGCACUACAAAUGGCAAACACGGUACUCAAGUUACCUGUAUCUGGCAAUCUUGUAGAUCUAUAUAGCAACCAAGGCAUGCCUCCCCCAGGCCUCAAUAUCAGCAACUCGUGUCCUGCUAACCUUCCUCAUGUAAAAAGGGAACUUACAGCAUGUGUAUUUCCCACAGAGUCAGAGGCAAGAGCAUUGGCCAAAGAGAGGCAAAAGAAAGACAAUCACAAUCUAAUUGAACGAAGAAGACGAUUCAAUAUUAAUGAUCGCAUAAAAGAACUUGGCACUUUGAUACCCAAGUCAAACGACCCGGAUAUGCGUUGGAAUAAGGGAACUAUUUUAAAGGCCUCUGUAGACUAUAUCCGCAAGUUGCAAAGAGAACAACAACGUACUAAAGAACUAGAGAACAGACAAAAGAAACUGGAACAUGCCAACAGACACCUCUUGCUCAGAAUACAGGAACUUGAGAUGCAGGCUCGAGCACAUGGACUUUCCAUCAUCCCAUCUACAGGCCUUUGCUCACCAGAAAUGGUCAACCGGCUUAUCAAGCAAGAGCCUGUCCUUGACAACUGCAGCCAAGAGAUCUUGCAGCAUCACCCUGACCUAUCUUGCACAACCACACUCGACCUUACAGAUGGCACUAUCACUUUCAAUGACAGCCUGGCAAACGUGACUGAGUCAACCGCUGGCACUUACGCUGUUCCAACAAAAAUGGGAUCCAAACUAGAAGACAUCUUGAUGGACGAUACCCUCUCUCCCGUCGGGGUUACUGACCCGCUCCUUUCAUCAGUCUCUCCUGGAGCUUCAAAAACAAGUAGCCGAAGGAGCAGUGUGAGCAUGGAAGACACCGACCAUGCUUGCUAGUGGAUAUAAUUAGAAAGCCCUUCCAUGAACUUCUUCAUUUCUUGAUCAGUAGAUUAAGUAUUUGGCUUUGUUUUUGUUUUUUCUUAAUAACAACUAUCUUUUAAUAUAAAUCUUCAGAUAGCCCAGUGUAUGUGACUUUUUUUAGGAAAAAAAUGUUUGAAGAGACUUGUAUAUUCUGUUUGAAAACUACCAAUGCUUCCACAAUAUUGUACUGCAUCUGUGAACCAGAUUCAACAGGAACUCCAAACGAGUUCAUGUCUACUUGAAAGCAAUAGAGAUCAACCGAUCCACAAGUCCAUGAUCCACUAAAAGUGACACUUCAUUAUAACUACAGUGAAAACCCAUUGACUUGGAAAGAAAACAUAGACGAAUGUAAAGAAGCCAAAAACAAAUUAGCUAUUUUGUGUUGAUUUAAUAGUGCCUCUUUUAAACUUAUAGUACAUGUUAAUCCACGUUACUCUUUCCCACAGCGUAAGAUAUAAUAUAUAUAUAUACAUAUAUAUAAACAGGCCAUCUGUACAGAAACUGAUUCUGAUUAAAGUACAAGCUAAAAAUGAAGAGAGGUACACAGAGAGAAAUUCCAUGAUAUUAAAAUUUGUAUUAUUAUUUUUUGCUCUGUAAUAAGCAUCCUUCUAAAUCAUGUUUGAACCUUUUUUUUCUUUUUUCUUUUUCUUUUUUAAUAAGAACUCACUCCUAGUUAUGGUAUGGAAUCUAUACUGGUAUUUUACCCAUAUAAGACUGAUGAAUAUUUCAAGCUCUUAACCAAUAUUUCUUUUGUUUUGUUUUCCAUCAAUUGGACAUAACCAAUUGGUGUCUUCUUUUUAAAAAAAAAUGCAUUGUAAAGUUAUCUGAUUUGCAUGGAUUUUUUCAGUUAUUUUUCAUUCAGAGUACAUUUGUGUUUUAUUUGUAAGAAAAUGCCUCUAGUUAUUGUGACAAUUUUUUCUGACAUUUUCAGCCCUACUGAAAGGGUUGGUUUGCAUUCUUGGUACGCACUUCAAAGCAAGAUAAUUUUUUUGUGCAGAUUCCUGUCUUUUCAAGAGUGGUUUUGUGACUAUUUUGUAUAUUACAGUUUCAUGUAGAAGAAAUGUUUUGACACAUCUUUAAAUCAUAGUACAGAUUUAGUCUAGUUAACAAACUGAAACUCUGCAUAAAAUAAAAAUGGGAGGGAUAAACCCCCAUUGCAAUUUAACAUAUUUAUUUUUAAUGAUGCAGGACAAAUAGUAAUGUGUUUGAAAACAUUUUUGCUAUUUCCUUUAGUGUACUGUUACAUUUUUCAGCAAUGGAAACUGAUUAUAUUUGCAGGUGACUGUUACUGAUGCUGUCAAAUUUAACCAUGCAACAGUGUUAUCACGUAAGAGCAUGUUCUCUGUGCAUUAUCUACUCCAGCAUAGUCCUAUGCAAUAACAGUAGUGACAAGUGUAAUAUUAUUAUUAUCAUGCCUAAAUAUGUUAUACAGUGGUGGCGUGCGUCUCAGCAGUUGGACAAGUGACUAACUUCUACCAUAAGGAACACGCCCAGUUGACUUGCAGAUGGCAGGGAAGCAUAUAUCUCAUUCGGAAUGAAGUGCCUUAAAUUUAUUGAAGUUUCUGUGAACUAGCACUGACUGAUGUGUGACUUAAGAGAAGUUUGGGAAUGGAGAGGGGAGAGAACUGUUGUUGGGGUGGAGUAUUGCCCUCAUGUCCUGAAGGAGCAGCUUCCUUUUCUCCACCUCAGUCCUAUGUGGUAACUCUGGAAAUAUAUCUUGAAGUACUUGAUUCCAUAACCAGGAUCCAAUGUUGAACUCUGUCUGGAUUUCACUCCUUCCACCAAAAUCGGCAAUCCUCUCUUCCAUUUGCAGCCAUCCCACCAUGUAACCUAUAAACCUACUCCAUGAAGCUGAGAAAUCAUCUGGUUUUUUUAACUGUGGACAGCUGCAGAAGGAGGCAGAAGGGGGGAAAGCCCUGUUCUGUUGAUGAUGGAUACCAAAGGACACUGUUGGUUUUAGACCCUUAUCUGUGCAAGCUUUCCUUACAUGGUCAGGAAACCUGAGCUAAGGGCAACUGAUAAGUUCCCAGAUUGUUAGUCUGAAACAGUGAUCAGAGUGUGGUUAGUAGAUGAAAGCAAAGAGCUACUGCAUAAUUUGAUUUUACAAAACAUCCUUGGAAACCAUUAAACACCAAAUUGUGCUCCCUUAUAUUGUACUGCCGAUGGUGGAAGCAGGUCCUGGACCUAGUCUCCUUUUGCAGCUCUCUCUAUGGAUUUGUUGGAGGAAACAAAAAUAGCCAGAGGCAGGAACUCUGGCUUUAAAUAAUAGGAAGAUUUUUUUUUCUUAACUGCAAAGAUAUCUUCCAACCCGCUAAGUACCCAAGAAGUAAUGUUUUUCUUUGUUCACGAUUGACUGAGCACUGAUAAUUGUUAUGGAUGAAUGUUGCUAUUAUAGGUGUCCAUAUUUGAACUGUGUUUUUGCCACAAUGCCAGGUUGACUUAUCUUCACAGCAGACCUUCAACUUUCUGUAGGAAUAACUGUUUGCCCACCAGGAUCCAUGUUCUAAGGCUUAGUGAUCAGCCGGUGGGUAGGUAUACACUAUUUGCAAGAAACAUGAUGGAUUUUUAACUGGGGGAAGGAUAUUGGAUUCAUCUCCCCAACUCCACCAUCACAAUAUGGGAGAAUUGGGUUCAAACACUAACCCAUGCAUCCAUAAUUCUUCUUCCACUAAACCUUGGUCCUUAAUAAUACAAGUGGCCUCUCUCUUCAGAAGUAAAGUAAAAUAAAAGAUUAGGUAAGAUUGGAUUGGAUGGAUCCACCAUUUCACGAAUACACAACUGUCGAUCUGUGGAGCCGUUUUAAUAAAAACGGGGCCCGUUGGGAGCAACAAACCAGGGUUCCAUUCUGCAGUGUUUCAAAUCAAGAAAUACAGGCUAAUAUAUUGUUCAAUUCCUAGUAGGAAUUAUCCAUACCUUGUAACACAAUUCAAGGCAUACUCUGCCACAAAACAUUUGGAAACACCACCAAAUUGAGAUCUGACUUGGAAUAUUAUGUAGGAGCCAUAUUUUCUGUUCUUAAAUUACUAGACUUCACAGGCUUUAUCAUCAUAUCCUGCAGUCACCUUUUCUCUUUGGUUUUGUAUUUUCCACCAAACUCUGUUUGGGUUUUCUCCUCCUGGAACCUCUAUGUUUUAAAAUUUUCAAUUCACCUUCUUGCAAAUCUAUUGGAGGAAAGCAGGUAUUAAGCAUUGCAAUGGAAAUUUUCAGAUAUGGUUUUAUUUAUUUAUUACUACAUGGAACCAUGGCCACAAAACUGGCAGGAUUUAAUGCUAGGUGCAUCUGCAGGGGAAAGGCAACCAACUUACCUGAUGUGUGGUCAGGCAUUAUGCAAAGCAUCACAUGUUCACACUGCAGUGACUAAGUGGCCCCCCAAAAUAGCCCAAAUGCCAAAAAUAGAAGCAAGUCAUGGAACACCCAGGUACACUGUGUACCUAGCAAUUUUCACUUUUGCCAAAAACAUGUCAGAUAUCUUAGUGCCAUGAACAUCUUCCUUACAACGUUUAGAUAGAUAGGUAGAUAAAGCAAUAUUAACUCCAAUGCCUAUAAAGCCUUUAGGAAGCAUAUGAGGAAAAAUAAAUAAAGCACAAAAUAAUGCACUUAUCGUAUUUUUGGACAUAAAAUGCACUGGUGAAAAAAUGGAAAUUGAUGGUAUAAAAGGCCUUUGUAUCUUGAAAAAGUGACAUGAACUACUGCCUCUUGUUCUGGAUGCUUAGUACCAUGCUGUUAUUGAUCUUUUCACCUGCUGUUGGCCACAGCAAUAAGUUGUGUAUGAUCCAUCGCACUGUAAAUUAUGGGUCAAUAUUAAUGUAAGCCUAUUAAAUAAUUUGGUCUGUUCCUAAUAGAUGGAUUAAAGUGUUUGGUUUUUCAUA